GGGAGGGGAGAGAAGAAAGCGAGCGGUUAAGGGGGCGGUUACCACCCCUACCGGACUCGCCCGGCACAUUGCCGGGCCCGAGUGUGGAGCCGGGAAGGAAGGAGCCGCGACCUAGCUGCGCAAAGAAAUGAUUAUUUCCCUUUGAUCACUUCUUCCAGUGUCAUCCUCCUCCCUCCUCCGUUUCAUGCAUCUAUAGUGUUCUCUUUCCCAGGAUGCUCCAGGAUGAAACGUCAUAGAACAGUCAGCAGCAGUGACAGUUCAGACGAGAGUCCUUCCACUUCCUUUACUUCUGGCUCAAUGUAUAGGAGCAAGUCAAGAAUUCCAAAUGAACACAAGAAGCCUGCUGAGGUAUUCCGGAAGGACCUCAUCAGUGCCAUGAAACUUCCAGAUUCUCAUCACAUUAAUCCUGACAGCUAUUACCUCUUUGCGGAUACAUGGAAGGAAGAAUGGGAAAAGGGAGUCCAGGUACCAGCCAGUCCAGACACUAUUCCACAGCCUUCCCUCAGGAUUGUAGCCGAGAAGGUAAAGGAGGUUCUGUAUAUGCGGCCCCGGAAGUACAUCCACUGCUCCAGCUCGGAAACCACAGAACCUGGCUACAUCAACAUCAUGGAGUUGGCAGCAUCUGUGUGUCGCUAUGACCUAGACGACAUGGACAUCUUCUGGCUCCAGGAACUCAAUGAAGAUCUCGCAGAAAUGGGUUAUGGGCCAGUUGAUGAGAAUCUUAUGGAAAAGACAGUAGAAGUCCUGGAACGCCAUUGCCAUGAAAAUAUGAACCAUGCUAUUGAGACAGAGGAAGGGCUAGGCAUAGAGUAUGAUGAAGAUGUGAUCUGUGAUGUGUGCCGGUCUCCAGACAGUGAAGAAGGGAAUGAUAUGGUGUUCUGUGAUAAGUGUAACGUCUGUGUGCAUCAGGCCUGCUACGGCAUCCUCAAGGUCCCAGAAGGCAGCUGGCUGUGUCGUUCCUGUGUCCUGGGCAUUCAUCCGCAAUGUCUGUUAUGUCCAAAGAGAGGGGGGGCCAUGAAAACUACCAGGACAGGGACUAAAUGGGCUCACGUCAGCUGUGCCCUGUGGAUUCCAGAGGUCAGCAUUGCUUGUCCUGAGAGGAUGGAACCAAUCACAAAGGUCUCCCACAUCCCACCCAGUCGAUGGGCCUUAGUCUGCAACCUGUGCAAGUUGAAGACAGGGGCUUGUAUUCAGUGCUCUGUGAAAAGCUGCAUCACUGCCUUCCACGUCACCUGCGCCUUUGAGCACAACCUGGAGAUGAAGACCAUCCUAGACGAGGGGGACGAAGUGAAGUUCAAGUCAUACUGCCUCAAGCACAGCCAAAAUAGGCAGAAACUCGGGGAGGCCGAGUACCCCCUACACAGGGCUGCAGAGCAGAGCCAGGCCAAAAGUGAGAAAACCAGCCUGCGGGCACAGAAGCUUCGGGAGCUGGAGGAGGAGUUCUAUUCCCUGGUCCGUGUGGAAGAUGUGGCCGCAGAGCUGGGGCUGCCCACACUGGCCGUGGACUUUAUCUAUAACUACUGGAAACUGAAGCGGAAAAGUAACUUCAAUAAGCCGUUAUUUCCUCCGAAGCAGGAGGAGGAAAACGGCCUGGUGCAGCCAAAAGAGGAGAGUAUUCACACUCGCAUGAGAAUGUUUAUGCAUCUACGGCAAGACCUAGAGAGGGUCCGAAAUCUGUGCUACAUGAUAAGCAGGCGAGAGAAGCUGAAACUAUCACAGAACAAAAUACAGGAACAGAUCUUCGGUUUGCAAGUCCAGCUUAUUAACCAGGAAAUUGCUGCAGGACUUCCUUCGACAAAUGCACUAGAAAACUCACUGUUUUACCCACCACCAAGAAUUACCUUAAAGCUCAAAAUGCCCAAAUCCGCUCCAGAAGACUGCCGAGACAGCCCCACAGAGCCUGAGCCCGGACCCCUGUCCUCUGCUAGCAGCACCCCUGUUCACAGCAUAAGGAGCGCGCAGGUGCCUCAGGAGUCACUAGAAAUGAGAACGAGACCGUACCUGCGACACCCACUAGAGAGCAAAAAUAACCGUUUGCUGGCCAGUCUCGGCCACUCUAGGAGCGAAGCGAAGGAUCCCAGUCCUGCUUGGAGUGCUCCAUCUCCGGAGUUCUAUCACGGGCAGUCGCUGGGGAAGCCUCUGGUCCUUCAGGCUGCCCUGCAUGGACAGUCUUCCAUGGGGAACGGGAAAAGUCAGCCUACCUCCAAGCUUGCCAAAUCCAACGGCCUGGAGGGCAGCUGGUCUGGAGAUGUCACCCAAAAAGACAGCUCGGGUGCGAUGUUCUGUGACCAGGAGUCCAUGCUCAGCUCCCACUUGGCCAGUCAGGGCACCUUUAGGAAAUCUACCGUGGAACACUUUAGCAGGUCCUUCAAGGAGGCCACCAGCAGGUGGGUGAGGACCGCAGAGGACCUCCAGUGCUGUGCAAAGCCAACCAAGAAUAUUAACCCCAAGGAGCAGCUCUGGGGCAAGCAGCUUGUCAAGCGGUCUGCAGGGAGAGCUCCCUAUCAGGAAAACGAUGGGUAUUGCCCAGAUUUGGAGCUGAGUGAUUCAGAGGCAGAAAGUGAUGGGAAUAAAGAGAAAGUCAGGGUAAGGAGAGUUAGCUCAGACAGGGAAAAUCCUCCCCAUGACUCUCGACGGGAUUGCCACGGCAAAAGCAAGACACAUCCCCUUUCCCACAGCUCGAUGCAGAGGUGAUCAGCAACCUCCAAGAAUACGUUAAUCUUUGCCUUUGCCCCAUACAUUGAGGGACACCUCCACACCAAAAGGAUUCUAGCAUAUGUUAGGAGGAAUUGUAGUGAAAAGAAUAAAACGUUUCCACAGGAAAUUGGCUUGCAGCUUUUGAAACACUUUCAAGUCUAGUUUUCACAAGCACAUUAUAAGAAUUGCAGAUUAUCCGGAAGUUUUCCUUCCAGAGGCUGUCGAGAACGGCUGGGCCUAGAGUACUUGCUCAGUAAAUACUUGGGGACAGCUCUCCAGUCACAUCAACACAUUGACGCACAUACGUAUUAAGAGUCCUUGCGUCCUUCAUGGAUUUGCAAGAGACCAUGAUUAUCAGACACUAAAACUACUUAUCUUUUGAAGCUACAGCGUGUGACUCCCAGAGCCCCUGUCUGUAGGCAGUUUCUAACUCCACUGGUACCUGGAAACCCGCUUCGGGGAGAGACCGGGAACCAACAUCUCAGAUACUGUCAGACUCACUACCCUCUUCCUUUGCUCUGCACAAGGUUGAGCUCUUUUCGCAGUACCUUACCAAGUCAAUACUCCUAAUGCUUCUGAGUGUCCAGUGCCUGUUCCUAGACUUGCUUGUUGGGGACGCACUUGUAACUACUUCACCCGUCUAACAAGCAUAAAAGGCUAACUUGUGGAUAGUGUUUACAAAGGUACAAAAAAAGUACUACUUCCAAGGAAAAUGCUCUGAUUCUUGCAACUUAGGCAUUUGUGAAGGAUCCCAGAGCCUUUCCCAAAGUGAGACCAAUUCUGGGGGAUUUGUACCAGGUCAGGGUUUUUGUGUUAUUGUUUUCAAAUCAGUUUGACUUAAAUAAGUUUGGCUGACAGUUUUUGUAUACCUGCUUUAAUGUUUAUAAAAUUUUUAUUGAGGUAUAAUUAAAAUAUAGUAAAAUGCACAGAGGUUAAGUAUUCUUACCUGCUUUAAUUUUGAAACAGAUUUUUAUUGUCAAACAGAAUUUGAAAGCAUGUGUUUAACACAUGGAUAUAAUUUAGCUUUGUACCAACUUUGAAUCCGAGGCAGUUUCCCAAACAAAAAGGCUGGAGCCAUUUUUCAGAAGUUGCUUACACCCUGUUCCCAAACUAUCAGCCUUGAUUGAUUUCUGGGAGGAAGAGAAUAAUUACAUGUUGCGGGGGCGGGGGGGGGGGGAUAAAACAUGUCUGCUUCCCAUUUAAAGAAGGGGGAAAUGUUACAGUUUUUAAAAUGUGAAGCCGACUAUAGUUCUCUGCUCUCUUUUCUUCUUAGCCUUAAAUUAAUAUUCUCUUUCUUCUAGUUUGGGAAAGUGUAGUGGGAGUUUUCAGACAAAAGAGGCCAUUUUUAGAUUUUUAACGUUACUUGCUGGUGAACCAACAGCCCCGCUGCGGUAGGCGCCGGGCAGCCUGGGGCUCCUCCGCUCUCCGCCCUCCGCCAACAUGGGAAACACAGCCCUGCUCCUCUCCCCGCUUCUGUUCCUGCAGCCUUGUUCGUGGGUUCCGUGGCUUUUGCUUUGUUCCUCCUUUUUGGAAAACUUCUCUGCAUUUUGCCUCCCCUUUGGCCACACCUUGACAAUGUUUCUUCUAUGCCUGUGUACGUGUGUGAACACGCCAUAGCAUGUGUGGUAGGCAUCCCGUGUUCUGUUCCGAUGGAAACAGCGAUGAAUUCUCCAAAUGAGGGAGACCGUUUCCCGUCUGUAUGCGCUAGGUUCCUGUGCUUUUUCCCUGAGUUCUGCUGGGGUGGAUAUGAAUUUGACACCUUCCUGGGAAUUAAAUUACAAUGGAGCUGUGUUCUAAACUCCUUCUGUUCAAGGCCAGUACCACAGCCUGUGUCCUUUCAUGCCUUUUGGUUCUGAGUGAGUGCGAGGAAAAGCAAACAUUGAAAAAGUGCUUCAGCCAAAUUCCAUAUGUAAUGCCAUUGGGAGAGGAUUGACUAAAAUCAUUUCAGUCAGGGAAAUAUAGUUGUAAUAUUUUUACAGGAUUUUCCUAAGUAAAUGAAGGAGCCUUCAGUUGUGUAAAUUUCAAUUGCCCCAAAAUGUAUUUGCUACAUUUUGCUGUUGUUUGAAGUAUUACCUCUUAACCUUCUUUUGUUAAUUUUUUUUCAUUUUGUCUUAUAUAGUCCAGUUUUCCAAGAUAAACUCAGUCUUUUUUCAAAUGUCACCUUUUUACCAAUACUUUUUCAUUAAAUUAUGAAAAC
Messenger RNA from Zalophus californianus (California sea lion), 4894 nucleotides. It is a transcript of the gene JADE3, whose product is annotated as jade family PHD finger 3. Gene Ontology annotation, cellular component: histone acetyltransferase complex. The record is from RefSeq and is a predicted model, not a curated record. The coding region runs from base 223 to 2694 and encodes 823 amino acids. NCBI's taxonomy places the organism in Eukaryota, Metazoa, Chordata, Mammalia, Carnivora, Otariidae. The transcript has 12 exons. Gene Ontology annotation, biological process: regulation of transcription by RNA polymerase II.